ACCUGCGUUCAACCUCUUAACAACUCGGUCUGCUGGAUUAUAUUUCCUCCGCGACCUUGUGUUUAAGUGUAACAUCUUCCGAACAUCCUGGGAUGAUUUACCCUAGCUGGAUUGCAAGCAGUUUCUAAAUGCUGGCGAGCAGUUAUAUGCUCUCGCACCUGAACUAUGGUUCCGGCAGCUGAAAUUUUGACCUCCCGGCCCGUAGUCCUCUAGAGGACGCAAGAAGCGCGAGCGAUCCAAGGACAUCUGCGUUCGCUAGACAGCGUCCCUAAUCCCCGGCUUGAAGCUGGCCGUUGUGAGCUGCGCAUUCUGUUUCAGGGUGACGGCCUGGACUACUGAUUAGCUAGUUGCAACUUGCUAGAUGGAUCUGGAGGGACCUAGACAUUUGCAGAAGUUCCCCAAGGGGGAGCGAUGCACCGGGUGUGGCUCAAGACGAUGGUAUUGGGAUGAAGGGCAUCGGUAUUGCGCAAGAGGACACCGGGUCGAGGGUAUCAUUCAAUUCGAUUUCGGCGAUGAAGACUACGGCAACACUGGCCGAGUCACCCGCAAGCAGAAACAAGCCAAACAGCGGGAAAAGCAGAAGCUCGGUGGCAUUGCUGCACGCGACCUCUAUUUAGAAUGUCUUCAGUUGAUCCUGAGGCAACAGAUCAACUGGCUCGUCACAACAAAGGGGUACAAGGCCGAGCUCGAGACCGUGGUGCGAGAUCUCUGGGAUCUUCGCCUUCGUGGAAGCACGGCAUUCGAGACGGUCGAUCAUCCCAACUCCACAUCGGAGGCCAGCAUAUCUGUCUUCAGCUCUCAGGAAGCCGCUGCUCAGGACGAGACGCGCCCUCGGCCUUCCCACAAUCGCCGGAGGUCACGAAGCUGGGGCCCAGACAGCGGAGAAUCGUGGCCCACCCCGAAGCUUACGGAUACCCUGGCUCUCUGCUACCUAGGAUGCCUACUGUUGCGAAUCCCUGCCAGGAUCGGCGAUUUUGUGCGAUGGGCGAAGGGGUCAAACAUCAUCUUCAAGAAUGCGCACCAUCAACUUCCACAAGAGAUGUGGGAUAGGAUGCCUGCCACAUACCAGAAGCUAUUCCAAGCCGCGGACUUGGCCAGCUUCGAGGACGGGGAACUACAUUCGUCCGUUAUGAAUCUUGCCCUUUCAUACCACGAGAACUACGAACUGGUCAUGCCACCUGUCAACGACGUCCUCGUGAUCUUGCAAUACGUCCGGGAACUAGCCCUGCCGAUCGAGAUCGUCUCCGUGGCCCGAAGGAUACCGGCCAUCAUGAACCUCAACUAUGCGUUCCCAGUUGAGUCUAAUCGGAUUCGAGCCAUACACCACCCAGAGAUCCUGCUCAUAGCUGUUAUUGUCUUUGCAACACAAUAUUGUUUUCCCUUCGAGAACGUUCCUUUCGAAGCCGAAGGAGACCUUUUGCGAAUUCCCAGGCUUAACUGGCAGAAGUGGCUCGAAAUCAUGGCACCCGCCAUCGGCAGAGCGCAAGAAAGAGAGAGUAUCGAUGUCCGGGCGGCAACAACUGAUAUCACAGCAAUGACUCCCGAGCAGCUUGAUGAAUACUUCGCACAUAUGUCCCUCCACAUCGACAGCAAAGACGAAGAAUUCUUCCUGGCUAAGCUGUUCCCGCUGGUUGAGACCAGGCCUAAACCACCCGAGCCAGAAGAAACGGAGGGCACCAUCGAUCAGAGGCUUCGUGCUGUUCAGCAGAAUGCCGUCAGCUUUGAUAUGGAAGAGUCCGAUGAGGCAGACUUCUCCUCACGAUACUUUUCUUACAGAAACCUCGAAGACCUCCCUGAAGCAGGGAGAGCAUUCUAUGACCUUGCAUCUCAACUAGUCGGGCUUUCAUCCCAGUCACUCCUAAAGGCUGUCAACAUGUUGGAGCUUGUCGUCAGAGCCUGGCGUCGUAGGCACCGAAAACAAGACAUUCCGACAAUUGAACAAGGUACAGAAUGAAGAUAACCAGAGAUGGGGUUGUAAGGGGUUAGAAGCGAGGCUGCAUCUUUUUGGCCUUUUACACAUGUACCACACAGUAUCUGUCUACCAUAUAGAAGAAAUCAAAGGGGGGGCU
Molecule: messenger RNA, 2069 nt
Organism: Sodiomyces alkalinus F11
Lineage: Eukaryota; Fungi; Ascomycota; Sordariomycetes; Glomerellales; Plectosphaerellaceae
Exons: 5
Coding region: 362-1954 (530 amino acids)
Biological process (GO): RNA polymerase I preinitiation complex assembly; nucleolar large rRNA transcription by RNA polymerase I
Cellular component (GO): RNA polymerase I core factor complex; RNA polymerase transcription factor SL1 complex
Molecular function (GO): RNA polymerase I core promoter sequence-specific DNA binding
Source: RefSeq, a predicted model, not a curated record